Physella acuta is the source of this 789-nucleotide messenger RNA. RefSeq lists its product as uncharacterized. The record is from RefSeq and is a predicted model, not a curated record. Lineage: Eukaryota; Metazoa; Mollusca; Gastropoda; Physidae.
AUGGAGGCCAUUGUAGAAUCAAUCAAAGCUGCUUUGUCUUUAACUGAUGAGGAUACCCUUAUAAAGAUUAAAGAUCUCUUGACACAAAUUGGAGUUACAUGUUUGGCUGACCUGAUUCUUGUGAAAGAGGGUGACUUGACACCUGUGCUGAAAAUCAUCCAGGCCCGGAAACUAAUCAGCUUCUGGCAAACGACUGAAGCUCCUGUUCCCUUUGCAGUCAUACAAUCUGCAGUGCCACAUGCAGUGCAGCCAACUACACCUCCUGCUUCGACCUCGAGUGAUAGGCAGCCACGUGAAGUUGUGACACAUUUUCGAGAAUGGGAUUACGUGUUCGAAAUGCCCUGGAACAGGCUGCCAAGUGCUCUCUCUCGGGUGAUAGAGGAAAGGAAAAGGCCAUCUCCACAACAGCGGCGAGAAUUCGUUAGGAUUGUGGUUGAGAGGAUAGUGUCCAGUGGAUUUCUUAACCCCACUCGCACACAAAUAAGUGAGGUGUCAAGUAGCAUUGUGAGGAUGCACUCAGAGUCCUUCUGCGACAUGGGUGAUGCAGAUGUUCCACGAGGCAGUGGUUACUAUUCACUUGCCCGCCAGCUUAAAUCAAGAGUGGAACCACUGAAUAGGGGGAACAGCACCAACCGUGGGAGGGCACCUCGUCGUUGCCUCCAACCUCAAGGUGAAGAAGCUGAAGUGGAGGAAAUCGCCCCUCAGCAAAGACAGGUGAGCCAUGCAUGCCUCAAUGGAGGCGGGGCAACUACAUGCAUCACAGGUGCAAUUGCAAGCCUCCUAUGCUGA